GCACGCGGGUUCUUUAAGAGCAGGUCGCGCGCUUGUUCGCGCGCUCGCACUCUGUCGGAGCUGCCUCGUGAGCGCGCAGCUGCUGAACGCGCCCAAGUUUCGCGGGCAGACACCGAGGAGGAUACUCUCCUCUCACAUCACACUCAGCAACGAACAGGGUGAAGUACAACAGACCAGAGGCCAAACGCUCUGCAGCGAAGGCGUCGUUUCUGUGACUCUGUGCUGUCCACCUACAUCCCAUCCUGGCCCUGAAAUCCACACUAUCCCAGACAUUAGCCAGCCUCCAUCAAUAGUACCAACCUUACAAGACGCUUCUGUGUGAGAAAACACAAGCACGAAGGAACAGAUCAUCUCUGACUCAUCAACCUAAUGCACACCUACUGGAGCCCACUCAAUUAAACUCGCUUGAACACACGGCUUUCCCGGCUUCGCAUAUUUAUCUGAUCUGAUUAGGUGUCUGAUGUGCUUUCAGCGGCAGUCAGAAAUGGGAUGCUUGCCGUGAGGCCAUCCAUAAACUGGCGCCCAACGUAGGGACAACACCUGCAAACCGUGUCCCAUCUGGAACCAAUUAGCCCCAUCCCUGCAGCCAAAAGAAACGAGCGUGUGACUCGAGUCCUUGCUGUUUUUAUGCAUUGUGGCAGCCCGUUGUGUCAUGUCCCAUCGGCUUGCGCUGCUCCACUUGCGUAUCAGAUACGAUUUGACAGGUCUGGAAUAAAAAAAGCCUGUCGUUUUGACCCCUCUUGGUCCCAGAUUGCUCCACUUGUGUCACUUUGCGUGUCCGUCACGCCGUCGAAGGUGUCCAUUUUGGCCUCGUUUGUUCACAUCGAGGUCGCCGCAUCAAUCUGGCCAAUCUCUCUGUCCCACCCACUCUUGCGACAGCUUGCAAGUUCUGUCGUCGCCCCCCCUGGAGGAUGAGCGAUGUGUCCACGUUAGACUAUGAGCUGCUCUCGCCGGGGCCGUCAUUUGCCGGGGUCCCCAGCAGCCCACCUCUUGGUGGCGAUGCUGAGCAAAGGACGGCCUUCGCGUUCGUGGGUCUCCUGAUGCUGUUUUUGAUUUUCCUGUUGGUGCGUUGCUUCCGGAUCUUGCUGGACCCUUACAGCCGAAUGCCCGCUUCAUCUUGGACCGAUCACAAGGAGGGCUUCGAGCGGGGCCAGUUUGAUUACGCCCUGGUGUAGUCAUGUGACCUUGACACACCACCUGCCUUACCCCAACCUGUGGCAUGACUCCAAGCCUGUAGCUAAUUGCGCUUAAACCAUCAUGGGUUUGAUUCCCAGGGAAUGCACGUGCCAUGUAUACAGUACCUUGAAAUACACUUUGGGCGAAAACUUAACCGAAUUAACAGGGUCGUCCAUUUCUUCCGCUGUAGCUACUUCCUCAGGACGGUCUACAAGGUCUACAACGAACAAACACAUGAAGUCAACGGUUCAAGGUGCCCAACACAAUGCUAACUGUGAACCGUUACUACCCUUCAGCUACUGUACAUACUUUGUUACUGUAGAUGAAUCUUAAUUGUAAAAGACAUGAUGAAACCCUUCAAUGGACCCAUGUAGAUGGCAUAUUUAAUUUAAUGCAACUGAAAAUGAGGCUAUGUCGAUUGUUGCUGUAAAGUGAUUUAAAAGGAAAAGAAAGGAAAGGAAAGGACGUGUUGCCAAGAAUGGUGUCCCAUACUUUGAAUUUGUGCUCUGCAUUUAACCCAUCCAAGUGCACACAGACAUCAGGGAGUAGUGAGAAAAACACGUUAAUUGUUUCAGUGAAUUCAGCAAAUGGUUUUCGCUAAGUUUACACAGAUCACUUAAGUGUCAUUAAAAUGUCAAUUUCUGUUAAUUGUUGCGUUGAAUUCAACAAAUGGUUUAUAUACAAUUUACACUGUAAAGAUCACUGAAAUUUCAUUCAAUUGUUGCUUUGGAUUUAACUUGGUUUCCAAAGCAAUUUACACUUUGUUCCUGCUUAGUCAUUGUUGCCCUCAUUGCCUCGUUUUCAUUGGUGUAAAAUUAAAUAAGCCUUCUACCAUGAUUAUGGCAUACUCCAUGUGAUUUUGUCUAUUUAGCAUGGUAAAUUUGCACAAAAUACAUCUUUAAGGAAAACUUCAGUAUUGGAAAGUCAGAGUAUGUCCGACAUACCUGCUGCCUUCGACAGACCCGUUCUAAACUUUAUACGUUUCUGAGGAUGUUCUGGAUUUGGAGCAAAAAUCCCUUUAAGAUUUCUGAACUUCUGUCCUUGUAUAAUUAUUGCUGUUUCUUGUCCUUUUGACUAUGUGUAUAUAUAUAUAUAAGCCAUAUGUUCUCAUAUAUUGAAGGUUGUUCCUGUCAUUGGUUGUCUGUUUGCUGAUCUACCGAGCUCUCUGAAACCAUUGUGAUCGAAGAAAGAUUUAGAAUCGACCGAAAGAUAUAUUUUUAUAUCCCCGCUCCGAUUUGGAGUUCCCUUUUUGCUAAUGUGUCGUCUUGAAUUUGCAGCUCUCAUUUGGACGGAUGUGCAAAGAAUGGUGAUAUGCCAAGAAACAUUGGAGCUUGCGUUUGCUUUGUGAGUUUUGUAAGUAGUUUGGAUAUUUUCCUAAUUCCCUUUUGUCUGAAAUAAAACUGGGUUUAUUCACUUAAGCCUUCCAAAAUCUUCCAGACGAAGUGGCCACCCUUCUGAGAUCAAUAAGCCAUUUCCACUUGGAUACGCUCGCUAGAUCUCUUUAGCAUGGCUAAAAAUAGCCUUUUGCACAAAGAGAACAGAAAGACAAAGGUUUAAAAAUAUAACCCAUGUUGUUUUAUUGCCAUUUGUUGUUUCGUACAGAUGUUCACAAACAUUGUGCGGAUCACUCCGAUCUAACAGAUGGAUCAAAAAUGGUUUAAAAACAAUGCAUUUGGAAUUACUCAUUAGCAGUGAACGGGGUGCUCAGGUUUCUCCGUCAUGCAUGUUUAUGGCUCAAAAGAAUUCAUACAGAUGCCCUAAUCAAUGCACCUCUGGGAUUUAUGGUAUGGGAUGACAUCCUGAGCGACCCGGUCCACUUUCUUUGGUCUGUAGUUCGUAACCCAACACUAGCUUGAUGACUAUUUCAAGUUUGCUGCUGAUUUUUUGACAUACAGUACAGUCACGCACAUUCGCUCUUUUACAUGUAGUGGCAUCAACAAAAACAAAAGAUAUGAAAGUAUACAAAGUUCCCAAGUUAGACAAAUGAUUAUGCAUAAAUAUAGCUCAGGCUGUCGUACAGUGCAGUUACUGUGAUGUUCAAGAAACAGUUUUGUCAUUCUAGCACCAAAAUCACUUUGUUUACAGCCUUUGAAAACAGUCCAAUAUUGCUGGUUUUUGCAAUAAACUACAGUAUUAUUAAUUUAGAUGAUCAAUGGACAAGCUCAUGUAAACAGUGAUGUACGUCACGUAGUGCUCAGUGACAGUAAAUUAAGUACGCCGUGAUCAUUAAUUGUCAGUAUUCAGAG
This is a messenger RNA of Carassius auratus (goldfish), 3422 nucleotides long. RefSeq names its product cortexin-1. The transcript is spliced from 2 exons. The coding region runs from base 912 to 1175 and encodes 87 amino acids. The record is from RefSeq and is a predicted model, not a curated record. NCBI's taxonomy places the organism in Eukaryota, Metazoa, Chordata, Actinopteri, Cypriniformes, Cyprinidae.